AUAUAUAUAAAUAGAGUUUUAUUAAGAAUUUAAUAUAUUAAAGAGUCAGCAAUUCUAUUUCUCUCUGCCGCAUAGACAAGACUAUAAUCAAGCCCCAUGUAUGCAUAACUGUUUUCUCCUACUGUGCACGGACUUACCUGGUUAUUAGUCAUCGAUGUGACGUAGCAGAAAACGCUACAUUCCUGGGAGAUGCUACAGAGCGUGAUUUUUCAGGAAAGUCUCGGAGAAGAAAGAAUGCAAUGAAAGAUCUCUUAAACUUCCAUCUCCUGGCUAUUAUCGACGUGCUACUCUUUGUAGAGUUGAUGGGUUUUGCAACGUGCUGUCCUAUAUUAUGCAAUUGCAGUGGAUUUGUUGUUGAUUGUUCCUAUAGGAAUUUAACUACUGUACCUUUAAAUAUACCGGACGGUAUUAGGACUUUACUACUGAAUGGAAACCAAAUUAAGGAGAUUGGUAACAAUCAAUUUUCUACCUAUAAUUCAAUAAAACAGCUGGACCUAAGCAAUUGUAAAAUAGAAAAAUUAAGCUCAACCUCUUUUCACGGUCUAUAUAAUUUGAAAAAGUUGUACUUGGCUGAUAACAAGAUUUCCAGCUUGCCUAAUUAUUUAUUAAAAGGUUUGGAUUUGAAUUUAUUUUCUAUAUCACGGAAUUUAUUAAAAGAUUUAAAUCCAUUGGCUUUUGAUGGAAAUUUGACGUCUUUAUAUGCCAACCAAUUAUCUAUCGAACGUUUACAACGAAAGCUUAUUGAUAAUUUAAAGGCUUCGUUAAAAGUUGUGCACAUUAAUUACAAUACGAAACCCUUAAAUAUGCCCUUGGGCUUUUUUACUGGAACAUCUCUCUCAGAGCUCUCCUUAAAAGGUAACCAUUUCAAGGACAUUGAAUUUCUAUAUGGAUUAGAGAUGUCUGAGGGGAGAAUGGAUUUAAGUGAUAAUGAGAUAUCAGAUAGAGCUUGGAAUGUUCUCUAUCGAGUUACUGGAAUUAAGGACUUACUCCUCAAUAAUAUUGGUCUUACAGAAAUUUCUAAUAGAUAUCAGUCAGAAUCUCUUCAAUUUAUUGGUCUACAGAAAAAUUCCAUUAGAGAGAUAAGAGAUAACGAUUUUAAAUUUGGUCGUAAUUUAGGUGCUAUUGACCUACAAUAUAACGCCAUUACUGGUAUUCAGUCGACAACAUUCAAACACAACAAGAAUCUAACAAUAAUCGAACUAUCAAACAAUCAGAUUGAAUUUUUCGAUUUUGCAUUAUUCGACGUCAAUAGAUUAUUAAGACGUUUGUUAUUAAGGAACAAUUUUAUAAGAUCUGUCCCAAUUACUUAUCAACAUUAUUUAAAGUUAUACAAAGGAGAAUUGGAUAUAACUAAUAAUAAACUGCAUUGUAAUUGCCAACUUCAAUGGUUAAAAGAUUAUCUUUUAUCUAUUGAUUUAAGACAGAGGAGGAGAUUUAAAAUUGGCGUUUGUUCUACUCCGUCAAAUUUCGAAUUAUUGUCAAGGCGUCACGAAUUGAAAUGCAUUGUGCCUAAAAUUGAAAUUUUUACUAUAGAACAAAUACUAAAUGGCAUUGAAUUCUUUUGUACGGGCUUCGGAGAUCCUCUCCCAGAUAUCUCGGUACAAAUAAGCCCUCUAGCGAACAUAACAGUCUUGUUUAAAGGGAGUGCAAACUACAAGGGUGUGGUAAAAACUGGUUGCAGUACAUUGCUGCUAUUCCGGUGCAUAGCCAAGAACGACGCGGGUAACGCUUUCAAAAAUUCAAGUUUAAAAUCGGAGGCUUGUCCAACGGUCAUGACAACUACAGCUGACACGGACAUAGUAACUUCGAAUAUCACUCGCUCUCCUUUCGUCGUAGGCUCAGGGAGCGGCGAAGAAUCUGGAAGAAACAUAGCCGGUAUAGUUAUUGGCGUUAUAGUACCCGUUCUUGCUGUAAUUGUCGUUAUACUGGCAGUGAUAUACUGGUAUAAAUAUGGAUCUAGAAAACGCAAAGUUCAGAUUAAUCGACACGGAGCAGUGAGAAAUCACGAUCAUAAACAAAAUGGAAACAGAACUGUAACUAUAACACCCGCCGUUUAAAAAUUAUGUGCUAAGAUUUAAAUAAAAUUCUUUUUAAUUUUUUUUUUAAAAAAAAAAAGAAACAAAAGAAAAUUUUUUUCCAAAGAAAACGAUGAUAAAGACAAUGGAAAACUUUCUCCGAAAAUAUAAAAAAACAUAAAAUUAUUAUUGUUGUUCUCAUCUUUUUAUUCUAUCAAAUAAAAUCAGCAUUAUGUUCGUUGUGG
Dimorphilus gyrociliatus is the source of this 2260-nucleotide messenger RNA. Lineage: Eukaryota; Metazoa; Annelida; Polychaeta; Dinophilidae. The record is from the annotation of a GenBank genome assembly.